AUGGUUGUUCCAAACCCCAACAUCGCUCCUGCUGAGCUCGCAGGCAAAGUUGCCCUAGUUACUGGAGGCAGCCGCGGCAUCGGCUCUGGUAUUGCACUUGAGCUGGCCAAGAAGGGUGCCUCGGUAGCCAUCAACUAUGCCAGGGAUCCUCACUCUGCCGAGAAGAUGGUGAAAGAAAUCGAGAGCCUCGGAAGAUCCGCAGCCGCCUUCCAAGCCGACCUGACUCAAGUCAGUGCCAUCGAGACUCUGUUCCAACAAGUCGUCGAACACUUCGGCCAACUGGACAUCGUUGUCUCCAACUCCGGAACCGAGAAGUUCGUCUCGCUAGCCGAUACCACCCUCGAAGACUUCAAUGAAGUAUUCGAUCUGAACACUCGCGCCCAGUUCUUCGUCGCCAAGUACGCUUACCAGUACAUUCAACCUGGUGGACGGGUCGUGCUCAUGUCCUCUAUCGCUGCGGGUGUGGGUGUUCCAGGCCACUCACUGUACGCCGGAAGUAAGAGUGCGAUCGAGGGAUUCACCCGUUGUUUCGCGGCUGAUUUCGGUAAGAAGAGGUGCACGGUUAAUGCGAUUGCACCUGCUGGAGUUAAGAGUGAGAUGUGGUUGAAGAACUCAUGGCGCUAUGCUCCUGGCUGUGACCAGAACUCUUCAAUCGAGGAUAUUGAGCAGGCUCUCGCGAAUGGUAGCCCCUUGAAGCGGUGCGGUGUCCCGGCGGACAUUGGUCGCGUUGUGGCAUUCCUGGCCAGCCCAGCAGGGGAAUGGAUCAACGGUCAAAUCCUGCCUCUGAAUGGUGGUGCAAAUAUUUGA
Molecule: messenger RNA, 807 nt
Organism: Penicillium angulare
Lineage: Eukaryota; Fungi; Ascomycota; Eurotiomycetes; Eurotiales; Aspergillaceae
Gene: arp2
Product: hydroxynaphthalene reductase arp2
Exons: 2
Coding region: 1-807 (268 amino acids)
Molecular function (GO): oxidoreductase activity
Source: RefSeq, a predicted model, not a curated record